AUGAAUAAUUUAAUAGCGGCAUUUAUUAAAGAAUGGUGGAAUGAUGGAGAAGAGGAUGACAAUAGUGGCAGGAAGAGUGGCAGAAAUUCUGUAACUGGCGGAUAUAUCGGUAGCGAACGUAUCAAUUGUGCUCUUAGGAAAAAUGCGUCUCUUCAAGCGAAUUGCCAGAGAUUAUGUAAAUCGUUGGAUCUUGAAAAGAAAUGGACCCUGCAGAUAUUGAACAGACAUCAGCAAGUCACGAGCAACAGAAUGGAGAGGAAAAUAAAUGAAGCUGAAAGGUUGAGAAACAGAUCUCAUAAGUUAAUCCGUCAAAGUGGGUGA
Messenger RNA from Helobdella robusta, 321 nucleotides. RefSeq lists its product as hypothetical. The transcript has 3 exons. The record is from RefSeq and is a predicted model, not a curated record. Bases 1 to 321 code for a protein of 106 amino acids. NCBI's taxonomy places the organism in Eukaryota, Metazoa, Annelida, Clitellata, Rhynchobdellida, Glossiphoniidae.